Molecule: messenger RNA, 4949 nt
Organism: Phragmites australis (common reed)
Lineage: Eukaryota; Viridiplantae; Streptophyta; Magnoliopsida; Poales; Poaceae
Product: ABC transporter C family member 4-like
Exons: 11
Coding region: 69-4604 (1511 amino acids)
Biological process (GO): transmembrane transport
Cellular component (GO): plant-type vacuole; vacuolar membrane
Molecular function (GO): ATP binding; ATP hydrolysis activity; ABC-type transporter activity
Source: RefSeq, a predicted model, not a curated record
ACGAAGGCCUAGCUAGGAAGCCUUCUAACAAGCUUCCUUCCCAGAUCUCGCAGUGGAGGCAGCACGAGAUGACGCUCCCGUGGUGGCUCGCCACCACGGCGUGCGCUCCGCCGCCUGCUGCCUCCUUCGCUGAUCUGCUCGCGUUCCUCUUCCUCUCCCCAUGCCCGCAACGCGCGCUCGUUGGCGCCGUUGACCUCGUAUUCAUCGCCGCCUCCCUCGUCAUCGUCGUCUGCCGCCUCCGAAGAGGAGACCCGAGUGCUGCUGCUCCCGAACGCGAGGCGCUCCUGCAGAAGCCUUCUCAGCCAGCGCCGCCGCUCUUCCGAUAUGCGGUCGCGCUCGGGGUGUCCGCCGUCUUCGCCGCGGCGUCCGUCGUCCUCCUCGCGCUCGCGCUCCUGCUUCUGCCGAGCACGCCGUGGCGCGCCGUGGAGUCCGCCUUCCUCGUCGCUCAAGCCGUUGCGCAUGGCGUGGCCGCGUGGACCGUCGUCUCGUCGGGGAGAGGAGCUGGAGUUGCCUCCGCCGCGCACCCGGCGCACCUCCGCGUGUUCUGGCUCGCUACCGCCCUCGGCGCCGUGCUUUUUGCCGCUUCGGCGGCGGUCCGCGGCGCCGACGGCUCGCUGCUCUUCCCGGACGAUGUUCUCGCUUUCGUCGGCCUGCUCGUCUUGCUGCCUAUGGCGUACGUAGCGGUCACUGGCUUCACAGGCCACGACGCCGGCGCGGGCGAAGGUGAAACAGAGCACACCGGCGCGGAUGCGCCCGCCACACCGUACGCCACCGCAUCGUUCCUUUGGCGAGCGACGUUCAGCUGGAUCAGCCCGCUCAUCUCCAAGGGGUACGUAGCUGACUCCCUCACCGCUGAAGACGUGCCCUCGGUCUCGGCCGGCCACCGCGCCGAGGCGUCGUACGCUCUGUUCAUGUCCAACUGGCCGACGCAGGGGUCGCGGCACCCGGUGGCCGUCGCGCUGUGGCUGUCCUUCUGGCCGCAGCUCGUACUGACCGCGGCUCUCGGCCUCUCGGGCAUGGCGGCCAGUUACAUCGGCCCGUCGCUCAUCGACCAUUUCGUCGAGUUCAUCCGCCGCGGCGGCACGGCGUGGGAGGGCCUCCAGUUAGUCCUCAUCCUGGUCGUCGGCAAGGCGGUCGAGACGCUGGCGUCACACCACUACAACUUCCAGGGGCAGCUUCUGGGCAUGCGCAUCCGCGGCGCGCUGCAGACCGCGCUGUACCGCAAGUCGCUGCGCCUAUCCACCGGCGCGCGCCGGUCGCACGGCACCGGUGCCAUCGUGAACUACAUGCAGGUGGAUGCUGGGAUGGUGUCCUCCGCCAUGCACGGACUCCAUGACCUGUGGCUGAUGCCGCUGCAGAUCGUGGUGGCGCUGCUCCUCCUGUAUGCCUACCUCGGCGCCGCCGUGCUCAUGACGCUUGCCGUCAUCGCUGCAGUGACCGUGAUCACAGCGUUCGCCAACAAGCUCAACCUGUCGUGCCAGCUCAAGUUCCUCAGCGUCCGCGACAGCCGCAUCAAGGCCAUCACCGAGAUGCUGAACCACAUGCGCGUCAUCAAGCUGCAGGCCUGGGAGGAGACGUUCGGCGACAAGGUGCGCGAGCUCCGGCAGGCCGAGCUGGGUUGGCUGGUGAAGAUCAUGCUCUUCAUGUGCGCCAGCAACAUGGUGUUCUCGAGUGGCCCGCUCGCCAUGACCGUGCUCGUGUUCGGGACGUACCUCGCCUCCGGAGGGGUGCUCGACGCCGGCAAAGUGUUCACGGCCACGGCGUUCUUCGGUAUGCUCGACGGCCCCAUGCGGAACUUCCCGCAGACGAUCGUCUCGUCCAUGCAGGCGUUCGUGUCGCUCGGCAGGCUGAACAAGUUCCUGGCGGACACCGAGAUCGACAGCAGGGCAGUGGAGCGCGUCGAGAGCAUUGCCGCGGGCACGGUGGCCGUGAAGGUGCAAGGCGGAGUGUUUGCGUGGGACGUACCGGGCGGCGAGGUGAAUGGCAAGGAUGGCCGGCCGGGCCAUGGCGCGGAGCAGAAUGACCCGGAGAUGGAGACGGUGCUGAAGGGGAUUGACGUGGAGGUGAGGAGGGGUGAGCUUGCUGCGGUGGUCGGGAUGGUGGGUUCCGGCAAGUCGUCUCUGCUGUCUUGCAUCAUGGGAGAGAUGCACAAGGUCUCCGGCAAGGUUAGCGUAUGUGGAAGCACAGCGUUUGUUGCUCAGACCGCUUGGAUCCAAAAUGGAACAAUUCAAGAGAACAUUUUAUUUGGAAAACCGAUGAACCCAGAGAGAUAUUCAGAAAUCAUACGUGCUUGUUGCCUGGAAAAAGAUUUAGAAAUGAUGGAGUUUGGUGACCAAACUGAAAUAGGAGAGCGAGGGAUCAAUCUCAGUGGGGGUCAGAAACAACGCAUUCAGCUUGCAAGAGCAGUUUAUCAAGAUUGUGAUAUAUACCUUCUUGAUGACAUCUUUAGUGCAGUUGAUGCUCAUACUGGAUCAACUAUUUUCACGGAAUGUCUGAAGGGCAUACUCAAGAAUAAGACUAUUUUUCUUGUGACUCACCAAGUGGAUUUUUUGCAAAAUGUGGAUACCGUAUUUGUAAUGAAAGAUGGGCUCGUCAUCCAGUCUGGGGUCUAUUAUGAGUUACUAGCAUCAUGCUCAGAAUUUUCAGCUCUUGUUGCUGCUCAUCAUAGUUCAAUGGAGAUGACAGGGCAACAAGCGUGCCAUGUUCAGAACACUGGGAGUUCUCAGCCUACCAAAUCCAGUAAUGAAAAAGGUGAAACGAUUGCUAUUGCACCAAGCAAAGAAGGAGGUUCCUCUAAGCUGAUCCAGGAAGAGGAAAAGGAGAGUGGCCGAGUAAGCUGGCGUGCGUACAAGCUAUACAUGACCGAGGCCUGGGGUUGGCAGGGUGUUCUGGUCUUUGUAGCCGUGUCACUGCUGUCAGAGGGCUUCAGUAUGGCAAGUAACUACUGGCUGUCAUACGAAACAUCAGGAGGCGCCAUGUUUGACACUUCCAUAUUUCUUGGUGUUUAUGUUUCGAUAGUUGCUGCCACAAUUGUAUGCGAAAUGAUCAGCACUCUUGUUGUGACAUUCUCGGGGCUUCGAUCAGCCCAGGCCUUUUUCAACAAGAUGUUUGACAGCGUUCUACGAGCUCCAAUGUCUUUUUUUGACACCACUCCUUCAGGAAGGAUCCUAAGCCGGGCAUCAUCGGACCAAAUGAAAAUUGAUGUUGUCCUUGUGUUCUAUGUUGGUUUCGCCACAUCAUUGGGCAUUUCAGUGGUUACCAGCAUUGCCGUUACUUGCCAAGUUGCAUGGCCGUCAGUCAUAGCAGUACUUCCGCUACUGCUUUUGAACAUUUGGUACCGGAAUCGUUAUAUUGCAACAUCUCGAGAGCUUACUCGUCUUCAAGGAGUAACAGAGGCGCCGGUUAUUGAUCACCUUACGGAAACCUUUUUGGGUGCUCCAACUGUAAGGUGCUUUAGAAAGGAGGAUGAGUUCUACCAGACCAACUUGGACAGAAUCAAUUCGAAUUUGCGCAUGUCUUUUCAUAACUACGCGGCUAGUGAGUGGCUUGGAUUUCGCCUGGAGCUAAUUGGCACACUAAUUUUGUCUAUAACUGCUUUUCUCAUGAUCAGCUUGCCUGGCAAUUUCAUCAAGAAAGAAUUCGUUGGCAUGUCCCUUUCCUAUGGUCUUUCUCUCAAUUCCUUGGUGUACUACACAAUUCUCGUAAGCUGUAUGAUAGAAAAUGACAUGGUAGCCGUGGAGAGGGUGAAUCAGUACAGUACUAUCCCUUCCGAGGCAGCAUGGCAAGUGGCAGAUUGUCUUCCCUCACCAAAUUGGCCCAGCCGAGGAGAUAUUGACGUCAAAGAUCUAAAGGUUAGGUAUCGGCAAAACACUCCUCUAAUCUUGAAAGGUAUUACGAUAAGUAUUAAGAGUGGGGAAAAGAUUGGAGUUGUGGGAAGGACUGGCAGUGGCAAAUCGACUCUAGUCCAGGCUUUAUUCAGGCUUGUGGAGCCUGCAGAAGGCCAGAUCAUCAUCGAUGGUGUCAAUAUCUCCACUUUGGGGCUUCAUGAUCUCAGAUCUCGCUUUGGUGUGAUUCCCCAAGAGCCUGUGCUCUUUGAAGGAACUGUAAGGAGCAACAUCGACCCAACUGGGCAGUAUUCUGAGGCUGAGAUAUGGCAGGUCCUCGGGUGUUGCCAGCUGAAGGAUAUAGUAGCUUCAAAACCAGAAAAGCUUGACGCACUAGUUGCCGACAUGGGGGAGAACUGGAGUCUAGGGCAGAAGCAGCUCCUCUGCUUCGGCCGCGUUAUACUGAAACGAAGCCGGAUCCUCUUCAUGGAUGAGGCAACCGCUUCUGUUGAUUCUCAAACGGAUGCAGCGAUCCAGAGGAUCAUCCGAGGGGAGUUCGCCGAGUCUACUGUCAUCAGCAUUGCACAUCGUAUAGCGACAGUCAUGGACAGCGAUAGAGUUCUGGUGCUGGAUGCAGGGCUAGUGAAAGAGUUCGACGCACCCUCCAAGUUGAUGGGGAGGCCGUCACUCUUUGGCGCCAUGGUUCAGGAGUACACAGCGCGCUCUUCUAGCUCGCAGGGAACGGAUGAUGACACCAUAUUUUCACCGCAAAGCCGAUAGACUUGGAACCACAAAGCUAGGUAUAUUAGUAUACAACACCUGACGAAAGGGGAAAUAAAUUAUCGGAGAGAUUUUGCAAGCUUGCAAUUGCAAGCACAAUGCGUUGUAAUUUCCUGUUCACGAGUGGACCGACGUUCAUGCAGGCAGAGAACAGACAUCAAUGAGGUCCCAUUUGGACACAGUAGUUUCAAUGGAUUUUAUAGGAGAUAGCUCAAAACUCGGAGGAUGAUUUUUGCAUUUUAAGUUAUUUGUACAUGACCCACAAAUCACUAAGAGAGUCUCUCAACUAAGAAACAAUAAAUAUUCUCUCUGGUACAAUCAAAAUGCUUUUUACUGACGUGAGAC